Molecule: messenger RNA, 2328 nt
Organism: Trypanosoma grayi
Lineage: Eukaryota; Euglenozoa; Kinetoplastea; Trypanosomatida; Trypanosomatidae
Exons: 1
Coding region: 1-2328 (775 amino acids)
Biological process (GO): exonucleolytic trimming to generate mature 3'-end of 5.8S rRNA from tricistronic rRNA transcript (SSU-rRNA, 5.8S rRNA, LSU-rRNA)
Molecular function (GO): 3'-5'-RNA exonuclease activity; nucleic acid binding
Source: RefSeq, a predicted model, not a curated record
AUGAGCAUGGACGGUGAGAGCCACCGCCACUCGCGUUCACCCCGGGGGGAGCUGGUGAGCCGUCUCACCAACACUGACAACGCCAGCAGUAAUGUCACGAAUGAGAAGAAGACCUGCCCUGAUGACAGUCCUUCCGAUACGUCGUCGAACACCCACAAGGAAAACGGAGGCGGAGCGUGGAAGCCAUCUAAUACAGCCUGUAGGCGGACGGCCACGCGUGCUAUACACAGUGGACACCGCCACGCUGCGAAGGACAAGACAAAUACUAAAAGCGAAAGGUGUCGCACAGCUAGGACUCUCGCUAUGCGAUGGCUCUCGGUGUUGAUGCAGAAACCAUCGGGUGAUGCCGUUCUCCAGGCGUACCAGGGGCAGAGGGUUGAGCAACAGCGACAUGGCCAUCAUGCUCAUCCUCCUCCUCCUCCUCAGCAGCGGCAACACCAAGACAAGGAGUUCACCGAGAAAGGCAAGGGCGAGGAGAGCGCACAUCUGGCACCCUCCGUUGCUGAUGCUGCUCGAAAAGGUGCUGCGGUCCUAAACGGCAGUACUCAUCACGGGAGCAACGCGAGCCAAGGGAGACCUCUCCCUUCUCCAAGUACCUUUGAGCCUGUCCCAGAGGAAGAGGACUCCAUCCCAAGGAUUUUGUGUUCUCUGAGAGAAAUUGCCUUAACAGGUGCUUCACUUGGGGGCUUCUCAUCCCACGAAGAUUGUGCUGCGUCAAGAGACGCUACAUCUUCACUGUUGGAUACGGGCUGUGACAGUGCAGAUGCUGGCACUGGCAAUAUAAAAGGCAAAAAUGGCAGAUCGUCGCCGUCUGCGACUGAGAGGCAAUGGGAGGAGAUUAGGAUGCACUUCGACACGGUGCGCCGUCUUGUGCAGAAUCGUGACGAAUUAGCCUCAGUAUUGGACACUGCCUUGGGAAACGGCUGGUGCCUGGAUAGCGAGGCGGUUCCAAACAAUUUGGAGCCACUAUCAAGCGUUGAAGUCACACUGCCACCGUCGCAGUCCACUAGUUCGGGGCGUGCACGGCCGUGGACGUCGCUAUAUGCAGAGGAGAUGUCCACACAGCCGAAGCUCCAAAAACAGCAAGAAGGACAGCAAAAUCGACAACAUCAGGAGAGACAUCAGCAACAACAGCCAGAUACAGGCGCUGGUCGAGGUGGUAGUACACUUAAUCACAAUGCGGCUCCCUUCGAGUCGCGGCUGCAUUCCGUCACAUCGAGCCCUUCGGUAAGCGCCGCUCCUUAUUAUUUUUCCGGUGGCUCUGCGGCACCGGUGUUUGAGGCACCCGCCAAGUCCUCUCCUGCCGCUUCUCCAUACUUUCCGUCCACGCCGCUGCUGGCGCCUAACAAUAAUGGUGGUAGUGUGGCGGUGGAGCCGGAGCGAGCCACAACUUCACCAGCGGCGACGACUGAGCAAAAGUCGACGACACCGCCAGCGAUGUCGUCUUCGUCGUCUUCACCCGCUGUACCAUUUAAAUUAGAGUCGCGUGAGGAAAUGUUGCGGCGUCGCACAGCCGCAGCGGCGGCGGCACACUACUCGAAUACAACAUCUUCCACCUACUAUGGCAGCCGCUCGCGUACCAGCUGGAGUUGUCCCGUCUCGCCACUGCUGUCCUUCAUGAAUCCUGCAGUGGGCCAUUCACAGUGCCCUUUCGAUUAUCUGCUUGUGUUGGAUUUUGAGGCAACCUGCGAGGAAACUGCUCCACCGUCGUACCUGCACGAGAUCAUCGAGUUUCCUGUAGUGGUGGUUGAUGUGAAGCUGCAGCGCGUCGUGGCUGAGUUUCACCGCUUUGUGAAGCCCAAGGUUCAGCCGCAACUGAGCGACUUCUGCCGCUGCUUGACAGGCAUUCGGCAAGAGGACAUUGACAGCGCCGCACCGCUAGAUGACGUGAUUAGGCAGUUUGAGCGGUGGUACGCCCAGACAAUUCCACCCGGCUCUCGCAUCGUAUUUGUCACGGAUGGUCCUAAUGAUUUGCGGGAGUUCAUGUACCAGCACAGUGUUUCACGGCAGGGGAUUCGUUUCCCCAGUAUGUUUUACCAGUGGAUCGACGUGAAGCGUCUCUUUGCACACUUUUUCCAGUGUCAACAAGGGAAGAUAAAAGCAAUGCUUGACGUCCUUCACUGUCCCUUUGAGGGCCGGUUGCACAGCGGAAUUGAUGAUGCCAGAAAUAUUGCAAGAAUUGUUAUACGCAUGCUGCAAGUGGGCUGUUCUUUCUGUGAGAUUCCACUCAGCCGCUUGCCAUACGCUGUCUCUACAUCAACACCAACGAUGACGACACCAUCGGCUAAACUACCGAGUAACCUUGACGGGGUAGUUCCUUCCGAAUAG